Tachyglossus aculeatus (Australian echidna) is the source of this 622-nucleotide messenger RNA. RefSeq names its product bone marrow proteoglycan-like. Bases 1 to 594 code for a protein of 197 amino acids. Gene Ontology annotation, biological process: immune response. The transcript is spliced from 5 exons. The record is from RefSeq and is a predicted model, not a curated record. NCBI's taxonomy places the organism in Eukaryota, Metazoa, Chordata, Mammalia, Monotremata, Tachyglossidae.
AUGAAACUCCCUCUGGUUCUGUUGCUUCUCCUGCUGGGGACGGCCUCCGCUCUCAGACUCAGCCACAAGGCCCCGGAGCCCGAAGUUCCUGCCGGAGAGGGUGUCGAGACCUCUGGGGAUGACGGCUCUUGUGAGGAAGAGGAGGACAAGGAGACGGCCCCCGAGUCCGUGGCUGAGGACGACAUCCAAUGUCCCAAGGAAGAGGACGUAAUCCGCCUGACAGGGAGCCCAGGGUGCAAGACCUGCCGCUUCGUAGUGGUCAGGAAAUUGCUCCCGUUUAACCAAGCUAAGAAUGUCUGCAGGAGUUGCUACAGGGGGACUCUGGCGUCCAUCCACAGCUACGGGUUCAACUAUCGGAUUCAGAGGUCGGUCCAGUGCCUCAACCAGGGCCAGGUCUGGAUUGGAGGACGAAGAGUUGGCUGGGGAAGAUGCCUGAAUUUUCGCUGGCUUGAUGGGAGUUCCUGGAAUUACACUUACUGGGCAGCGUGCCAACCUAGAAGGGGCCGAGGUCGUUGUUUGACGCUGUGCACAAGAGGCGGACACUGGCGUCAGGCCCACUGUUCUCGGUGUCUCCCCUCCAUCUGCUCCUAUUGAUCCAGCCCCACCUGGGAUUCGCAGCCCC